Toxotes jaculatrix (banded archerfish) is the source of this 3220-nucleotide messenger RNA. It is a transcript of the gene hp1bp3, whose product is annotated as heterochromatin protein 1, binding protein 3. Gene Ontology annotation, molecular function: nucleosome binding; DNA binding; structural constituent of chromatin. The transcript has 13 exons. Bases 167 to 2074 code for a protein of 635 amino acids. The record is from RefSeq and is a predicted model, not a curated record. NCBI's taxonomy places the organism in Eukaryota, Metazoa, Chordata, Actinopteri, Toxotidae. Gene Ontology annotation, biological process: heterochromatin organization; nucleosome assembly. Gene Ontology annotation, cellular component: chromosome; nucleus; nucleosome.
GCCAUGACAGUGGGAAUCCUUCGACGUGCUGUGUGACGCGGCGACGUGACAAACGGUCGUAAUGGGGCGGGGCUCGUAAACAGAGAGAUCUAAAUAAAGGACCGUGCAGAAAUUUACUCUAAAGUAUCCCACUUUUUCUCGUCAGAUAAAAGGUAAAUCUCGUGUGAUGCCGAUACGCCGAGCAGCAGCGACUCCAACCCAGGAGAAGGCCAUCUCCGCUGCAGCAGAGAAAGAGCCUGAAGCCUCCUCCGAGGAGUCGCCCUCUGCUGACGAGGAGCAGGCGGCACCUUCAGCUGCACCAGCCGAGGUGGAGGAGGGUGAGGCGGCAGGUGAGGUGACGGGCGAGACGGCGGGCGAGACAGAGCCUGAGACGGAGCCCGAAACGGAGCCCACAGAGAACGGAGAGAAGGCGGAUGAAAGCGCCGAGGCAGAGAAGGGAGGCAAGGGGACAGAGAAGAAAGAUGACAAAUGCAAGGACUGCGCGGCGGGACAAUGUGCAACACACUGCUAUGUUCUCCUACUAAGGUUGAAGGAUGGCUACAAGUACGAGAAAGCCAAAGUCAAGAAGGUGAAAAGGACGAUCCCUGCGUGGGCUAGCGUCAAUGCCAGCAAAAAGCUCCCUGUUACCAACUUUGCAGGCACUCAGAACAAAGUGGAUAAUAUCCUCAUUGAAGCUAUAAUGUCUUGUAACGACAAGUCUGGGGUUUCAUACCAGUCUGUCAUGAAAUACAUUGUGAAAAAAUACCCGGGGAUGGAGCUCGACAAGAAGAAGUUUCUCAUUAAGAAAGCAAUGAAGAAGCAUUUGGAGAAGGGCACCAUCAAACAGCUGAAGGGUAAAGGCCUUUCAGGAACCUUCACCAUUGGGAAACAGGCCUCUUUGUCUAAGAAAUUGGCUCAGAAGCAGGAGUCUUUGGGAGACGCUCUUCCACUCAUCAUCACUCGGCUCUGUGAGCCCAAGGAGGCCUCCUACAAUCUGAUCAAGAAAUACCUGGAGCAGCACUUCCCCAGCUUCAACAUCGAGAACAAGCCAGAGGUCCUAAAGACAGCUUUAGUGAGGGCUGUAGAAAAAGGACAACUGGAGCAGAUCACUGGGAAAGGAGCCAGAGGGACCUUCCAGUUGAAGCGUACCGGGAACCAGGUCCUGCUGAAGGGCGGCACCCUGGAGGAUGCCAUCACAGCUGCCAUCACAGCCAUGAAUGAACCUAAAACCUGCAGUACCACCACCCUACGCAGAUACCUAGUAGACGCCAACAAGGACAGGAAAGAGUACCAAUUAGUGGCCAAAUUGAGGAGGACCCUGACAAAGUGUAAAGUACUGGGAUGGAUGGAGCAGAUCACUGGUCACGGCUUCACUGGCACCUACCAGCUCUCAUUCCCCUUCUACCCGAGUCCGACCACCCUCUACCCAGAAAAGUUCAAAGAGAUUCAGAAGAAAAACGCUCCACCUCCACCCAAGCGGAGGCGGACGGUUGAGUCUUCUGAUGAGGAUGAGGACGAGGAAGAAUCAGAAGAGGAGGAAGAGUCUGAAGACGAAGCCCCCCCUCGUAAGAGGAAACCUCAGAAGAGGCCUCCACCCAAGGCUCGUCGCCCUGUACCAACCAAGAAAUCUCGGAGCGCUAGUCAGUCGAAAGCUAAAGGCAGGGGAGGCGCCCUCGCAAAGAAGUCUCCAGCCAAGAAAGCAGUGUCUUCAGCCAAGAGGCCGGGAAAGAAACAGACAGCUUCUAAGAAGGAAUCCACACCGCCAUCUAAAGCCACACCUGUGAAGAGAGGAGCUCCUGCAAAAAAGCCCAAAACACCAGCCGUUAAAAAGCUGAACAAAAGGGCGACGAAGCGACCUGUGUCCAAAGAGUCGUCCGACGAGGAGGCUGUGGCCACAAAGGAAACGAGGAGCGGCUCAAAGCGAUCUAAACCCGAGGAGUCGAUCCCUGAGAAGCCCACAGUUAAAAAGCCGGCGACCAAAAGUGGAUCCAGGCAACCUGAGCGUGAAGAGCCAUCUUCUGAGGAGCCUGCAGUCAAAAGAGGGGCCAAGAGCAGCAAGCAGUCCACUCGAAAGUCAAAGAGAGGGAAAUACUGAGCCCUGGAGCGCCUUCCACGAACUGGGCCGCUCUUGAUACGCAGCAGUCUGCCGCUUUGUUUCAGUGCGCUCUCUCUUUUUAUCAUUGUUUCUCCCUUUUUAAUGGGGCAGUAGGUUUUUUUUUUUAUUUCUAUUGUAGAAAAAGAAUGUUAUCUUAUCCUAAUACUAAGUUUACUGUACAUUGAGAGUUUCCAAAUUUUGCUUUUAAUCACCAUGUGUAGAAAAGCUCAGUUAGUGUUGCCGUUAAAACUGAUGUGUGACCAGCUGCCAGCUCGGGAAACCAUAGCAGGAUCCGACAUACUGUAACUAGAGCCUUGUAGUGACUUCGGUUUUAUAUAUAUCUCUUCCUCAUCGACUCUGUAGGCAUUGGCAGCACACAUUCCUAAUAUCAAAUGAAGUGAGAUAUCAGUGUUAUGGAGGGAUGAAAAGAACGCCCAUUUUAAGUUGAAUGGGGUUGAAAAGUUUAAACAGUUACUAAUAUUAAUAUUUUAUAAAAACAGAUUUUAAGGCUGUUGUCCUGUGUCCUGGACACAUCUGUGGCCACGCAUGGCCACAUCAGAAUCUGAAUUCCAUCCAUAUUUGUCCUGAUAUAAUUAUAUUUUUGAUUUUUGUUUAUUUAAAGCAAACCAACAAACAAACGAAAAAUGCCCCUAGAAAAGAUUAGGCCUGCUGGUGCCAGGUUGAGGACUUGAUAGAGGAUAAAACACUAUAUUAGUAUUCAUUUCAAAACAAGGCACAUUGGGUAAAAAGUAUUUUUUUUAAAUUUGUGUGUGUAAACAAGCAUAUACAUAAAUUGAUUUUAUCGCUUCACAGCUGUAAUUCAGUACAAAACUGUAAGAAAUGUGUGUUGUGAAUAAGAAAAAGGAGGAUAAUAGCUCAUACAUACCCUGCAUGCAUGUAUUCCUUGUGUUGUUAAGCUUUUUUUCCAAGUCAUUAAUAAAAUGGCUAUAUUUGUAAACUUGCUGUAACCUUAAUCAUUUAAUUGAGUGGGGAGAAUUUUUUUUCACGAUUUCAAAACAUAAAGUGAUUUUAGCUUUUUUUGUUUUGUUUUUAAAGUUGAUGGUUACCAUAAAUUAAUACUAUGCUUCCAAACUGGGGGGGGUGGGGGUCCCUGUACUUUUAUUAAAGGGAUUUUGAAAUGACAAA